UGAGAGCGGGCGUCCUGUUUAAAAGUCGUUAACGGUUCCGACGCGUCGUCCCGGUUCCCGGUUCCUCGACCAGCUGAUGUUUACUUCUUUGUUCUUCAUGGAUUCAUGUUGACGUCUCCGUGGGAACGGAUUCUCCGAGGAGGAGAGAGAAGAAUCCAUCUUAUCUCCGUGCUCCUGCUCCUCCCGCUGUUGGAAGAGCUGCUUCCGGUUUCUCUCCUCCUCCUCGACCUGAAGCUGUGAACAAGAUGGACGCCCUGGAUUUCUCCGAAGAGGAGAUUCAAGAGCAGCUGGCGAUCCUCGGCUACAGGAACAUACCGGAACACAGGCUGCACGAGUUCAAGCAAGAUCUCGAUGAUCUGAUUCGACGUGGAGAAUGGAAAAGCCUGACGUCGCCCAAACAGAUGGACGCCAGCUCUCCUCACCCAGCGUCACAUCAGCCGAGUCCUCCUCCCUACACCAAAGAGAAAGUCAGUCAGUGCUACUUUCAAAGCAGUGACCAGGGAUUUUUCUUACAUUCGUCCAAAACGGACCAUGAAAGUCAGGUGCACAACACCAGUCAGAUCAGACGAGGUGAGCAGCAGCAGGGAAACCGGGACUCGUACGCCCGAUACUCCGUGGCUCCAAAGCUCCAGCUGCCCUCUGGAGCCCCCUGCAGGCGGCAGGUGGAACAGGACCCCGAGGACCUCCUCCACCCGUCACUCACAGACAGCUCCACAUCUCCCCCUCACUCCCAGGGGCGACGCUUAAUCAAGAGGAAAGUCCUCAGGAAACAUGAAGGCCAAUCGCUGGUCUGUGAUGAAUCGUUCUUCAGUGAAGACUCAGCGAGCUGUCUGGAGGAAGGACUGGCGGAGCUUCACGUGUCCUCGUCCACUCAACAGGACUUUGAGACGGAGAACGAAGACGUCCCCAGUCACAGCUCGGAGGAGGACCGGAUCUCGCUGAGUGCUUUUGAAUCCUACAUCAGCGGCAUGACUGAAUCUGAAAGUGAAUACGACCUCAGACCCAAACCCAAAUCCUUCAUCCGACCAGCGAUGAAUCAGCAGAACCUAAAGAAAACCGACCCAGUGACCAAAUAUUUCCAGUACAAGCAGUUCUGGGAAGCGUUCAAAGUCCCGGGAGAGAGAGACCGACGAGCUCUGCGCUGGGAGAUCAGGGAACGUCUCGCACACGAGCCUCCACCCACUAAACCUCGGAGGGUUCUGGAGCCGAACACCUACACCGUGCCGACGGAGAAGAAGCGAGCGGCGCUCCGCUGGGAGGUCCGGAGCCACUUAGCCAACGGCCUCAUUCCUCACAAGCUCAGUCAUGGAUUUUAGACCUUUCUGCCUUUCAGAUACUUUUAUAAAACUUUGUACUGUUUUUUAAAUUUCUUUUUUAAUCACAUUAUUUAUUCAUGACUUUUGUACAUAUUUGAAAUAUAAUAAAGACAAAGAGAAA
This is a messenger RNA of Limanda limanda (common dab), 1437 nucleotides long. It is a transcript of the gene hyls1, whose product is annotated as HYLS1 centriolar and ciliogenesis associated. The transcript is spliced from 12 exons. NCBI's taxonomy places the organism in Eukaryota, Metazoa, Chordata, Actinopteri, Pleuronectiformes, Pleuronectidae. Gene Ontology annotation, cellular component: centriole; non-motile cilium. Gene Ontology annotation, biological process: cilium assembly. The record is from RefSeq and is a predicted model, not a curated record. The coding region runs from base 246 to 1316 and encodes 356 amino acids.